Molecule: messenger RNA, 1929 nt
Organism: Prionailurus viverrinus (fishing cat)
Lineage: Eukaryota; Metazoa; Chordata; Mammalia; Carnivora; Felidae
Product: zinc finger protein 850-like
Exons: 2
Coding region: 1-1929 (642 amino acids)
Biological process (GO): regulation of transcription by RNA polymerase II
Molecular function (GO): DNA-binding transcription factor activity, RNA polymerase II-specific; RNA polymerase II cis-regulatory region sequence-specific DNA binding
Source: RefSeq, a predicted model, not a curated record
AUGAAUGUGAAGAGUGUGGCAAGAGCUUUAAAAUUGUGCCCAACCCUUACUCAACAUAAGUUAACUCAUAUUGGAGAGAAACCUUACCAAUGUAAAGAAUGUGGCAAUGUCUUUAACCAGUUCUCAACCCUUACAGGAUAUCAAAGAAUUCAUACUGGAGAGAAAAUGUACCAAGAUAAAGACGAUGGCAAGUCCUUUACCCGGCCCUCAUCCCUUACAAGACAUCAAAAAUUUCAUACUGCAGAGACACCUUCCAAAGGUAAACGAUGUCAUAAGACCUUUAGGCAUCAUUCACAACUUUCUGAACAUCACAGGAGUCAUACUGAGGAGAAACCUUAUCAAUGCAAAGAGUGUGGCAAGGCCUUUAACUGGCGCACAGCCCUUAGGAGACAUCACAGAAUCCAUACUGGAGAGAAAUCUUACCAAUGUAACGAAUGUGGCAAGGUCUUUGGGCACCUCUCAACCUUUACACAACAUCGCAAAAUUCAUACUGGAGUGAACCCUUACAAAUGUAACAAAUGUGGCAAGGCCUUUUCCCGCCAGGCACAUCUUAAUGUACAUCACAGAAUCCAUAUUGGAGAGAAACCUUACCAAUGUAAGCAAUGUGGCAAGGCCUUUCGGUACUUGUCAAACUGUAUAAAACAUCGCAGAAUUCAUACUGGUGUGAAACCUUACAAAUGUAAAGAAUGUGGUAAAGCUUUUAACUGGCACUCAGCCCUCAAGACACAUCACAGAAUUCAUAGUGGAGGGAAACCUUACCAAUGUAAACAAUGUGGCAAGGCCUUUACCCAGCCCUCAGCCCUUACAAAGCAUUACAGAAUUCAUACUGGAGAGAAACCUUACCAAUGUAAAGAAUGUGACGAAGGCUUUUACUGGCACUCAGCCCUUAAGUUACAUCAGAGAAUCCAUAGUGGAGAGAAACGUUACCAAUGCAAAGAAUGCGGCAAGGCCUUUUCCCGGGCCUCAGUCCUUACAGAACAUCACAGAAUUCAUACUGGAGUGAAACCUUACCAAUGUAAAGAAUGUGGUAAAGCCUUUAACCGGCUCUCAGCCCUUAAGACGCAUCGCAGAAUUCAUACUGGAGUGAAACCUUACCAGUGUAAAGAAUGUGGCAAGGCCUUUUUCCGCCAGGAACAUCUUGAUGUACAUCACAGAGUCCAUACUGGACAGAAACCUUACCAAUGUAAAGAAUGUGGCAAGGCUUUUGGGUUCGUCUCAAACUUUAUACAACAUCGCAGAAUUCAUACUGGAGUGAAACCUUACAAAUGUGAAGAAUGUGGCAAGGCCUUUUCCCGGCACUCAGAACAUACUCGACACCACAAAAUUCACAGUGGAGAGAAACCUUACCAAUGUAAAGAAUGUGGCAAGACCUUUAACAAGCAAUCAUCCCUUAGACAACAUGAAGGAAUUCAUACUGGGCAGAAACCUUACCAAUGUAAAGAAUGUGGCAAAGCUUUUAACUGGCAAUCGGCCCUUAAGAGACAUCACAGAAUUCAUAGUGGAGAGAAACCUUACCAGUGUAAAGAAUGUGGCAAGGCCUUUUCCCGCCAGGAACAUCUUGAUAUGCAUCACAGAGUCCAUACCGGACAGAAACCUUACCAAUGUAAAGAAUGUGGCAAGGCCUUUUCCCGCCAGGCACAUCUUAGUGUACAUCACAGAAUUCAUACUGGAGAGAAACAUUACCAAUGUAAAGAGUGUGGCAAGGCCUUUAAAGGGCACUCAGAACUUACUCGACAUCACAAAAUUCACAGUGGAGAGAAACCUUACCAAUGUAAAGAAUGUGGCAAAGCCUUUAACUGUCAAUCGGCCCUUAAGAGACAUCACAGAAUUCACAGUGGGGAGAAACCUUACCAAUGCAAAGAAUGUGGCAAGGCCUUUACGCACCACUCAAGCCUUACCAACCAUCACAAAAUUCAUACUGGAGAUUGA